CCGUAGCAACCAGGAGCAGGGCUGCUCAGGGAGAGCAGAGGAGGCUGGGCCAGGAAAGGCGCGCACUGGUGGCCUACCCAGAAGUUGGCCUAAACCUCUACAUCAGGUCACCCUCCUCCAAGUGAGCGGACCCCGCUGGAAUUGGAGCCCAGUAAGGUCUAUGAGUUUGGUGUUGCGAUCCUGGCUACCCACCCCUUCCAUCCCAGGGGCUGGCUCACCAGGCUGACUGGAGUCUUAGACUAGAGAGAGAGGAAGCUCAAGAACUGAGCUCCAGGGACUGUGAGGGGCGCUUCUGACUUUGGACGUGAGCACCGCCUGGGACCUGUGCUGAGAGAGCGCGAGCAUGUCUCAGUGGAAUCAAGUCCAACAGUUAGAAAUCAAGUUUUUGGAGCAGGUGGAUCAAUUCUAUGAUGACAACUUUCCUAUGGAAAUUCGGCAUCUGCUGGCCCAGUGGAUUGAAAAUCAAGACUGGGAGGCAGCUUCUAACAAUGAAACCAUGGCAACAGUUCUUCUACAAAACUUGUUAAUACAACUGGAUGAACAGUUAGGUCGUGUUUCCAAAGAGAAAAACCUACUCUUGAUACACAAUCUAAAAAGAAUUAGGAAAAUCCUUCAGGGAAAAUUUCAUGGAAAUCCAAUGCAUGUAGCUGUGGUUAUUUCGAACUGUUUAAGGGAAGAGAGGAGAAUAUUGGCCGCAGCCAAUAUGCCUGUCCAGACACUCUUUUUCCAGGGGCCUCUAGAGAAAUCCUUACAAAAUUCUUCAGUUUCAGAAAGACAGAGGAGUGUGGAACACAAAGUGGCUGCCAUUAAAAACAGUGUGCAGAUGACAGAACAAGAUACCAAGUACUUAGAAGACCUGCAAGAUGAAUUUGACUACAGGUAUAAAACAAUUCAGACAAUGGUGAAAAGAAAAAUACAAGGGAACCAAGUUAUUGGUGAAGAUGAGAAAGGUUACCUAAAGAAGUUUUCAGUUGCCAAAAUGCUGUAUCAGAGUGACAAGAAUAGUGCCAUGAUGAAUCAGGAAGUUUUGACACUGCAGGAAAUGCUUAACAGCCUCGAUUUCAAGAGAAAGGAGGCUCUCAGUAAGAUGACCCAAAUCAUCCAUGAGACGGACCUGUUGAUGAACAACAUGCUCAUCGAAGAGCUGCAGGACUGGAAGCGGCGGCAGCAGAUCGCCUGCAUCGGGGGUCCGCUCCACAACGUGCUCAACCAGCUGCAGAACUGCUUUACACUAUUGGCAGAAAGUCUUUUCCAACUCAGACGGCAGUUGGAGAAACUAGAGGAGCAAUCUACCAAAAUGACAUAUGAAGGUGAUCCCAUUCCGAUGCAAAGAACUCACAUGCUAGAAAGAGUCACCUUCUUGAUCUACAACCUUUUCAAGAACUCGUUUGUGGUUGAGCGACAGCCAUGUAUGCCAACCCACCCUCAGAGGCCGCUGGUACUUAAAACCCUAAUUCAGUUCACUGUAAAACUAAGACUACUAAUAAAAUUACCAGAACUAAACUAUCAGGUAAAGGUUAAAGCAUCAAUUGACAAGAAUGUUUCAACUCUAAGCAACCGAAGAUUUGUGCUUUGUGGAACUAACGUCAAAGCCAUGUCUAUUGAAGAAUCUUCCAAUGGGAGUCUCUCGGUAGAAUUUCGACAUUUGCAACCAAAGGAAAUGAAGUCCAGUGCUGGAGGUAAAGGAAACGAGGGGUGUCACAUGGUGACGGAAGAACUUCAUUCCAUAACCUUUGAAACACAGAUCUGCCUCUAUGGCCUGACCAUGGAUUUGGAGACCAACUCAUUGCCUGUGGUGAUGAUUUCCAAUGUCAGUCAGUUACCUAAUGCUUGGGCAUCCAUCAUUUGGUACAACGUGUCAACCAACGAUUCCCAGAACUUGGUUUUCUUUAAUAAUCCUCCACCUGCCACAUUGAGUCAACUACUGGAGGUGAUGAGCUGGCAGUUUUCGUCGUAUGUUGGUCGUGGCCUUAAUUCAGAUCAACUCAAUAUGCUGGCAGAGAAGCUUACAGGCCAUUCUAGCUACAGUGAUGGUCACCUCACCUGGGCCAAGUUCUGCAAGGAACAUUUACCUGGUAAAUCAUUUACCUUUUGGACAUGGCUUGAAGCAAUAUUGGAUCUAAUUAAGAAACACAUUCUUCCCCUUUGGAUUGACGGGUAUGUCAUGGGCUUUGUUAGCAAAGAGAAAGAACGGCUCUUGCUAAAGGAUAAAAUGCCUGGUACCUUUUUAUUAAGAUUCAGUGAAAGCCAUCUCGGAGGAAUAACUUUCACCUGGGUGGACCAUUCUGAAAAUGGGGAAGUGAGAUUCCACUCUGUAGAACCCUACAAUAAAGGCCGAUUGUCUGCUCUGCCAUUCCCUGACAUCCUGCGAGACUACAAAGUUAUCAUGGCUGAAAACAUUCCUGAAAACCCUCUGAAGUACCUAUAUCCUGACAUUCCCAAAGACAAAGCCUUCAGUAAACACUACAGCUCCCAGCUUGGUGAAGUUUCAAGACCAACAGAAAGAGGAGACAAAGGUUAUGUUCCUUCUGUUUUUAUCCCCAUCUCAACAAUCCGAAGUGAUUCAACGGAGCCACAAUCUCCAUCAGACCUUCUUCCCAUGUCUCCAAGUGUGUAUGCGGUGCUGAGAGAAAACCUGAGUCCCACAACAAUUGAAACUGCAAUGAAGUCUCCUUAUUCUGCUGAAUGACAGGAUAAACUGACACACCAAGAAAGGAAGCAAAUGAAAAAGUUUAAAGACUGUUGUCUGCCCAACGACCGCAUUUUAUUUCUUCAGCUUUGUAAAUACCGGGUUCUAGGAAAUGUUUGACAUCUGAAGCUCUCUUCUCACUGUCAUGGCACCCCCCAGUUGGGAGUGUUGUGACUGAAAUGCUAGAAACCAAAGUUUCAGAUAAACUUGCAAGAUAAGACAACUUUAAGAAACCAGUGUGAAUAACAAUAUUAACAGA
Callithrix jacchus (white-tufted-ear marmoset) is the source of this 2948-nucleotide messenger RNA. The record is from RefSeq and is a predicted model, not a curated record. NCBI's taxonomy places the organism in Eukaryota, Metazoa, Chordata, Mammalia, Primates, Cebidae.